AUCUAGACCGAGUGAAUUUUCAAAUGUGUAUAACUAAGUCUUCUUAAAAGUGAUAAACUUUGAAUAUUUCAAAAAUUACAUCGACCACUUGAUUCAUCCAGAGUCAUAUUUAUUUACAGAUAUUUUCAUUAGCUUUAUUAAUCGUAGCUUUGUUUCAGCAAUCUUUCCCAAUGAGACACAAAGAAAUCCAUUUCAUCAACAUGCCGCAAGCAUUAAAAUACGUCUACGAUUUCGCAAAAAACAACAUGAGCCAGAAGAUCAAAGAAAGAAUUAUGAACCACGACUCCAAACUGGAUUUAGUACAAAAAAUCAACCAAAGAUCAUUACCGGCAGAAUUUGGAGGCGACAUUUCGUCCAAAGAUAUGAUAUGCUGGUGGAAACAAGAAGUCGACUCAAAAAAGAAAAGACUCAUGGCCAUGGACGACAUGAAUCUUCUGAGCGACAGAGGCAUCAUUCGAUCAAAGAAUUCGUCUAAGAGCAAUCCAGAAAAUAUAAUCGGUAGUUUCAGAAAAUUAGAAGUAGAUUAACUGAAACAUGUGCUGCUUGCCCAAACUUGGCUUAAUUUUA
Messenger RNA from Sitophilus oryzae (rice weevil), 567 nucleotides. RefSeq lists its product as uncharacterized. The coding region runs from base 171 to 527 and encodes 118 amino acids. Lineage: Eukaryota; Metazoa; Arthropoda; Insecta; Coleoptera; Curculionidae. Gene Ontology annotation, cellular component: membrane. The transcript is spliced from 2 exons. The record is from RefSeq and is a predicted model, not a curated record. Gene Ontology annotation, molecular function: phosphatidylinositol bisphosphate binding.